CCCCAGGAGCUAAGAACUGAGAAUAAGACGUAGUGGAGAAUGAAGAAAUAAACUUGGGGACCUGUGGAAAAUGAGGUCGACGCCCCUGCUGCAGCUGGCUCUGCUUCUCCUCCUGCAUGGAAGCCUGGGGGUGCCGGGGUGUCCUCCGCCCUGCGAGUGCCACCAGGAGGAUGACUUCAGGGUCACCUGCAAAGACAUCCACCGCAUCCCCAGCCUUCCCCGCAGCACGCAAACCCUGAAAUUUAUCGAGACUCAUCUGAAAACCAUCCCCAGUUAUGCAUUUUCAAAUCUGCCUAAUAUUUCCAGGAUUUACUUAUCAAUAGAUGCAACUCUGCAGCGGUUGGAAUCAUGCUCCUUCUACAACUUGAGUAAAAUAACUCACAUAGAGAUUCGGAAUACUAGGAGCUUAACUUACAUAGAAGCUGGUGCGCUGAAAGAGCUCCCCCUUCUAAAGUUCCUUGGCAUUUUCAACACUGGACUUAGAGUAUUCCCUGAUCUAACUAAAGUUUAUUCCACUGAUGUAUUCUUUAUACUUGAAAUUACAGACAACCCUUAUAUGACUUCAAUCCCUGCAAAUGCUUUCCAGGGACUGUGCAAUGAAACUGUGACACUGAAACUCUACAAUAAUGGCUUCACUGCGGUCCAAGCACACGCUUUCAAUGGGACGAAGCUGGAUGCUGUUUACCUGAACAAGAAUAAACACUUGACAGAUAUUGACAAAAGUGCAUUCGGAGGUGUGUACAGUGGACCCACCUUGCUGGACAUCUCUUACACCAGUGUCACCGCCCUGCCCUCCAAGGGCCUCGAGCACCUGAAGGAACUGAUAGCAAGAAAUACUUGGACUCUAAAGAAACUUCCACUUUCCUUAAGCUUCCUUCACCUCACACGGGCUGACCUUUCUUAUCCAAGCCACUGCUGUGCUUUUAAGAACCAGAAGAAAAUCAGAGGUAUCCUCGAGUCCUUAAUGUGUAAUGAGAGCAGUAUUCACAGCCUGCGCCAGAGAAAAUCUGUGAAUGCUUUGAACGGCCCCUUCUACCAGGACUAUGAAGAGGACCCAGCUGAUGGCAGUGCCAGUUACAAGGAAAACUCCAAGUUCCAGGAUAUCCAUAGCAACUCUCAUUAUUAUGUCUUCUUUGAAGAACAAGAAGAUGAGAUCAUUGGUUUUGGCCAGGAGCUUAAAAACCCCCAGGAAGAGACCCUACAGGCCUUUGAUAACCAUUAUGAUUAUACUGUGUGUGGGGGAAACGAAGACAUGGUGUGUACCCCCAAGUCAGAUGAGUUUAACCCCUGCGAAGACAUAAUGGGCUACAAGUUCCUGAGAAUCAUAGUCUGGUUUGUCAGUCUGCUGGCGCUCCUGGGCAAUGUCUUUGUCCUGGUCAUCCUCCUCACCAGCCACUACAAAAUGACCGUCCCACGCUUUCUCAUGUGCAACUUGGCCUUUGCAGAUUUCUGCAUGGGGAUGUAUCUGCUCCUUAUCGCCUCCGUAGACCUCUACACUCAUUCUGAGUACUACAAUCAUGCCAUUGACUGGCAGACAGGUCCUGGGUGCAACACAGCUGGUUUCUUCACAGUGUUUGCCAGUGAGUUAUCCGUAUAUACACUGACAGUGAUCACUCUGGAGCGCUGGUAUGCCAUCACUUUUGCCAUGCGCCUGGACCGGAAAAUCCGCCUCAGACAUGCAUAUGCCAUCAUGGUCGGGGGCUGGAUUUGCUGCUUCCUACUGGCCCUACUCCCUUUGGUAGGAAUAAGUAGCUAUGCCAAGGUCAGCAUAUGCCUGCCCAUGGACACUGAGACCCCUCUAGCCCUGGCAUAUAUUAUCCUUGUUCUAUUGCUCAACAUAGUUGCUUUUAUCAUCGUCUGUGCCUGUUAUGCGAAGAUCUAUAUCACAGUCCGAAAUCCCCAAUACAAUCCUGGGGACAAAGACACCAAAAUUGCCAAAAGGAUGGCUGUGUUAAUCUUUACUGACUUUAUGUGCAUGGCCCCAAUCUCAUUCUAUGCUCUGUCAGCACUGAUGAACAAGCCUCUCAUCACCGUGACUAACUCCAAAAUCUUGCUGGUUCUCUUCUAUCCACUUAACUCCUGCGCCAAUCCAUUUCUCUAUGCCAUUUUCACCAAGGCCUUCCAGAGGGAUGUAUUCAUCUUGCUCAGUAAAUUUGGCAUUUGUAAACGCCAGGCUCAGGCAUACCGAGGCCAGAGAGUUUCUCCAAAGAACAGCACUGGUCUUCCAGUCCAAAAGGUUACCAGGGACAUGAGGCAAAGUGUCCCUAACAUGCAAGAUGACUAUGAACUGCUUGAAAACUCUCAUCUCACCCAAAAUAAGCAGGGUCAAAGCUCAAAAGAGUAUAAUCAAACAGUUUUGUAGGUUGAUCCUCUAACUAAUGGCAAUGGCUGAGGGGCUUCUACAAGGCUGGAUUCUUGAACAUGCAUUCCAACCACAUGAUACACAGUUGACGUAACCCUUGUGCAGGUGAUGUUUCACAGGGCAAGAGUUUGUCUCUGAACAGGCAUUGUCAUUAACCUCAUCACCAUCUCCAAGAAAGAAGAGUCUGAAUCCCAGGUCAAAUUAAAAGAAUCUAUGCUUUCUCAAAGACUUGUGAUGUCAAAUGCAGAUAUUGACAUAGUGUAAGAUGCUCAACAGAAUCACCUGAAUCAUGUCAACACCUGAGCUGCUCACUUUACACAGCAUUUCAUACUGAAGAUUAAGCAGUGCCAAAUGCUAUUAACUUGGUUGAUGACUACAAGAAAGAA
Messenger RNA from Condylura cristata (star-nosed mole), 2748 nucleotides. It is a transcript of the gene TSHR, whose product is annotated as thyroid stimulating hormone receptor. The record is from RefSeq and is a predicted model, not a curated record. Gene Ontology annotation, biological process: G protein-coupled receptor signaling pathway. Bases 71 to 2362 code for a protein of 763 amino acids. Gene Ontology annotation, molecular function: thyroid-stimulating hormone receptor activity. Gene Ontology annotation, cellular component: membrane. The transcript is spliced from 10 exons. Lineage: Eukaryota; Metazoa; Chordata; Mammalia; Eulipotyphla; Talpidae.